GAGACCGUCCGUAGAAAGCCAGCGAUCCAGAAUCCCACGCUCGCCUUAGCCAACGCAGCCCCUAAAACCCAAAACCCCAAUAAACUCUCUUUAGCUCUCAAAGUACAGUACACGAGCGCAAACUCGAACACUGUUAAUGAGCAGGGCUUGAUAGCGUAGAAGAUGAAGGAAGAAGACGCGGGACCCCCGCGUAGAGAACUGUACGCACUGCUUCACUUGGCACCGGACGCCACCGAUGAAGAAAUCAGGAGGGCUUACCGUCAGUGGGCUCAAGUCUAUCACCCUGAUAAAUACCAGGAUCCCCUUAUGAAGGAAACUGCCACACAAAAUUUUCAACGGAUAUGCGAAGCAUAUGAAAUAUUGUCAGAUGAAAAUAAAAGACAAAUAUAUGACAUAUAUGGUAUGGAAGGGUUGACUUCUGGUUUGGAACUUGGUCCAAAGCUGAAUAGGGCAGAAGAGAUAAAGGAAGAACUUGAAAGGUUGAGACGGAUGAAGGAGCAAGAAAAUAUAUCCACACAUGUCCGUUCUUCAGGUGUAAUACUGGCCAACUUGUCUCUCCCACAUUUUUUAGUCGGCGAUGGCAUUAUGAGAGGAAUGGCUAUGGCUAGUCAACUUGACUCUCAACUAUCAAAACAUGAUACUAUUACAAUGGGUGGAAAUUUGCAAGUUAGUGAGACCUCUGGUGGUGGAGUUGCAACUGCUGUGCUUAGGCGUCAGCUUUCUGCGGUUUCAUCCAUAGAAUUUAUGGCUUCAGCAGGCUUGCGAGCUCUUAUUGGGGUACAAACAACUCGUCACUUAUCUUCGCACUCAUCAGCAACUAUGGGCAUUUCGAAGUCUUUGAGCGAUGGUUCAAUAAAUCUUUCUAAUUCUUGGACCCGUCAACUUUCUGAAACAGCAAGUGGAAAUAUAGAGCUUUUGUUAGGUUCUGAGUCAUAUAUUGCAGUUGGAUGGCGAAAGAAAGAUGAAAAGAUGUCUGCAGCAGGAGAUCUGAAGAUUGGCACCUCUUCGUUUGGGGCAUCAGCUCAUUAUACCCAUCGCUUUUCCUCUAAGUCUCAUGGACGAAUUGGUGGCAGAUUUGGAAGCACUGCUCUUGAGAUCGAAGUUGGUGGUGGGAGAAAAAUAUCUAAAUUCAGCACUGUCCGAAUGCUGUAUACUGUUGGAAUUCAGGGCAUUUUUUGGAAAUUUGAAUUGCAUCGUGGGGGACAAAAGUUAAUUAUUCCUGUAUUGCUUUCCAGCCAUCUGAAUCCUGUGUUUGCAACUGGGGCAUUUAUAAUUCCAGCAUCAGUUUACUUUUUACUCAAGAAAUUUAUCAUUAAACCAUAUUAUCUUAAAAGGGAAAAGCUGAAAGCUCUUGAGAAUAUUGAGAGAACCUCUGCCCAGGUUCAAGAGGCAAAGGCGGCAGCAGAAAAAGCUCAGCGGUUGUUAGAAAAUGUGGCCAAUAGGAAAAGAAAUAGGCAAAUUGAAACAAAUGGACUGGUCAUCACUAAGGCAACGUAUGGAAGUUCCAAGGUUUUGAAGAAAGGAGAUGAAUCAAGAGAAAUGAAUGACGAAUUAGCUUCCCAACUUUUUGAUGUUACGAUACCUCUUAAUUUUGUGGUUAAUGAUUCUGGUCAACUCAAGCUCCAUGAGGGUGUGAAGAAGUCGGGCAUUAUGGGUUUUUGUGAUCCUUGUCCUGGAGAACCGAAGCAGUUGUAUGUGGAGUACACUUAUUGUGGCCAGAGAUACGAGGUAUUUGUUGAUGAUUAUGCGGAGUUGAUAGUACCACAAGAAGCACACAGGAUCUAGAUUCACUGCACAAUGCUUGAGACCAUCGUUACUCUUAUAAACGUUUCACUUGGAUUUUCAAAGUGAUGCAACCAGGUGACCACUUUUCUUCCCCUUUAUUGUUAUAAUUGGCUUGUUUUGGAAUGACAUAUUUAAUUGGGGGGAAUUGAUAAAUCAUUUUUUCUUUUUCUGUUGUAUAUUACUCACAUGGAAUAAAAGUCGUGUACGCUGAUUUAUAGAGGUGAAACAUCAUUUUCAGUGUUGUUUCAUUUUCCCGAACGAGGCAGUUAUUUUUUUAGUUUCUGCCACCGGAUUUUGGAGGCGUGUGAUUGAAAAUAUGGAACUUUCCCGCUACUUCUUCACGACCUGAGUUGUGAACUUUAAUGUAUUUUGAUUAUUUGUCGUAAAA
Tripterygium wilfordii is the source of this 2173-nucleotide messenger RNA. RefSeq names its product chaperone protein dnaJ 13. The coding region runs from base 163 to 1785 and encodes 540 amino acids. The transcript has 13 exons. NCBI's taxonomy places the organism in Eukaryota, Viridiplantae, Streptophyta, Magnoliopsida, Celastrales, Celastraceae. The record is from RefSeq and is a predicted model, not a curated record.